Molecule: messenger RNA, 570 nt
Organism: Salvelinus namaycush (lake trout)
Lineage: Eukaryota; Metazoa; Chordata; Actinopteri; Salmoniformes; Salmonidae
Product: ADP-ribosylation factor-like protein 3
Exons: 6
Coding region: 1-570 (189 amino acids)
Biological process (GO): cilium assembly
Cellular component (GO): microtubule cytoskeleton; cytoplasm
Molecular function (GO): GTP binding; GTPase activity
Source: RefSeq, a predicted model, not a curated record
AUGGGAGAAGUUCAAAAGGGGUUUUUCUCAAUCCUACAGAAAUUAAAAGGAACCACAGAGCAGGAACUUCGGAUAGUCCUUCUGGGUCUAGACAACGCUGGCAAAACAACGCUGCUAAAACAGCUUUCAUCCGAGGAUGUCAACACCAUUACUCCUACACAGGGCUUCAACAUUAAGAGUCUCACGUCUCACGGAAUGAAACUGAACGUGUGGGACAUUGGAGGACAGAGGAAGAUUCGACCCUUCUGGAAGAAAUAUUUGGAAAACACAGAUUUGUUGAUAUAUGUCAUAGAUAGUGCAGACAAGAAGCGGUUUGAAGAAACUGGACUGGAGCUGUCAGAACUGAUCGUUGACGAGAACCUGAAGGGGGUUCCAGUGCUUAUCUUUGCCAACAAGCAGGACCUGGCCACGGCCUCGCCUGCCAGCGAAAUUGCAGAGGGCUUGAACCUGCACACGUACCGCGACCGGGCGUGGCAGAUCCAGGCCUGCUCCGCUUUCUCUGGAGAGGGAGUACAGGACGGCAUGAACUGGAUUUCGGACACCAUUGCGAAUAGGAAGAAAGCUGACUAA